ACCGCACGGGUCUCCCAACACGGACCAUGUCACCAAAGGCAAGCGGGCAGAGCUGGCUCCGAGCUAACCUUCGUCCGAGUGACUUCUCCUCACCCUGGUCCGGAGCCCAGCAGUUGUCAGUGUCGGGGAAGAAUGUCCCGCAGAAACCUCAGCAGCCCCCCCCGGGCCGGCGGUCCCGCUCCGCCCCCGCCGCUGUGGGGGACGGGCCAGCAGCGCCCUCGGGGCUCCCCGGGGAAAGCGGGGCCGCCUGCUUGGAGCACCUGGCCGGCGGCGUGGGACAUGGAGCAAGCCGCCGGGUGCCCCGCGGUGGGCGGCAGCUACCCGCAGAAAAACGCCGAGAUCCUCAGCAGCCAGUACGGCAUCAACCUCUUCCUGGCCGGGCUGCUGCUCACCUUCGCCUGGGCUGUGCACGCCGUGGGCAUCAGCAAGAGCCACCUGCUCUCCUACCUCAUCACGCUGAUGCUCAUCCAGCUGCUGUGGAUGCUGUGGUACCUCUGCAGGAGCUGCACGCAGAGGAGGCUGAUCCGGGACAAGGACACACACGCCGGAGCCCGCUGGCUGAAGUGUGGGAUUACAUUAUUUGCAGUGAUUACUUUAAUUCUGGAUUCCUUUAAAAUUGGAUAUUAUAUUGAUUUUUCAAACUGUUUAUCACCAACUGAAGGCAUUUUUCCUGUUACACAUGCUGUCCACACCAUCUUACAGGUGUAUUUUCUGUGGUGUCAUGCAAAGGAUGUUAUCCAGUCUUUCAAAACACUUGAAAGGUUUGGUGUUAUCCAUUCUGUUUUCACAAAUCUGCUCCUGUGGACAAAUGGCGUGUUAACGGAGUCAAAACAUCAAUUGAAUGAACAUAAGGAAAGACUAAUCACACUUGGUUUUGGGAACAUAACUAUAGUUCUAGAUGAUCAUGCACCUCAAUGCAACUGCACAACAACAACUCUCUGCUCAAUAUUUUCUCAGGGAAUAUAUUACCUAUAUCCCUUUAAUAUAGAGUACCACAUCCUGGCAUCCACGAUGCUCUAUGUCCUGUGGAAGAACAUUGGUCGGAAAGUUGAGCACCACCAGCAAACCAAAACUCCAUUCAAAUUCCAUGGCAUAACUGUCGGAAUGAUUUUUGGACUAAUUGUGUUAACUAGCACAAUAGGCAUAGUUGUUGUGUAUUUAAUUCAGAUUGGAGGCUCAAAAAUCAAAAGUGAAUUAGCACUCACUAUGUUUUACUUGCACGCUAUCUUCGUGUUGGCUCUCAUGUGCACGGCUGGAAUUGUCGCCCUUCUCAUCUACAGACUGGAGGAUAGAUCACUGGAUAAUUCCAAGAACCCUGCUCGAAAACUGGAUGCAGAGCUGCUGGUGGGCACAGCUGCAGGGUCCUGGCUGCUCUCCUGGGGCUCAAUCCUUGCCAUUAUCUGUGCCCAAGGUCAUCCCAAAUACACAUGGUAUAACCUGCCCUACUCGGUUCUGGUGAUUAUUGAGAAAUACAUUCAGAACCUCUUUAUCAUUGAAUCCAUCCACCGUGAGCAGGAGAAGGUGAAUGAGGACAUUAAAACUCUACGAAUAGUGACCAUAUCUCGGGGGAGCACCUUGUCCCUCAGCCCCUUGUACAAAGAGAUUUACAAUGGCAGAGCUGCUCGUGACAGUGGUGACAUACCCUGUCUGUUUAAAGGCAGCAUCUGUGGGAGAGAAAACGAUGCUGCUGGUGUUGCUACAGAAGAAACGAGUCACGACAAUAGUUUGGUCAUGCACUCAGCCUCAGAUUUCUCAUUUUACAGCAGAAACUCAGUUACUAACAACAAGAGGAGAAUUUUGAAGAACAUCGCUGCAUUUUUAUUCCUCUGCAACCUUUCGCUGUGGAUACCACCGGCCUUUGGGUGCCGCCCGGAGUAUGACAAUGGACUGGAAGAAAUAGUUUUUGGCUUUGAACCCUGGAUAAUUGUUGUGAACCUUGCGAUGCCUUUUUCUAUUUUCUAUCGGAUGCAUUCAGCUGCCUCGCUCUUUGAGGUCAAUUGUAAAACAUAG
Melozone crissalis (California towhee) is the source of this 2010-nucleotide messenger RNA. RefSeq names its product otopetrin 1 (gene OTOP1). Gene Ontology annotation, cellular component: membrane. The record is from RefSeq and is a predicted model, not a curated record. Bases 133 to 2010 code for a protein of 625 amino acids. Gene Ontology annotation, biological process: proton transmembrane transport; inner ear morphogenesis. Gene Ontology annotation, molecular function: proton channel activity. Lineage: Eukaryota; Metazoa; Chordata; Aves; Passeriformes; Passerellidae. The transcript has 7 exons.